Molecule: messenger RNA, 561 nt
Organism: Protopolystoma xenopodis
Lineage: Eukaryota; Metazoa; Platyhelminthes; Monogenea; Polystomatidea; Polystomatidae
Source: the annotation of a GenBank genome assembly
AUGAGAUGCCGUCGGGCUCGACGGCGUCUUCGAGCUUCUCGUACCAAUAUGGUAACCAACACGUUGACUCGACAACGCACUGUCGGACCGACAAGUCCAGUCGGGACGAGGAAAAACGGAGACGUCGUCUCACCGCGACUCGGAGUCGAAUCGCCUCAGCCACUCACGCGGCCUCCCUCCUCUACAUCUCAAGCUCAUCUGCCAUGCCAUGUCAGACUCAUGGGCAGACAGACAGGCAGACGGACGGACGGCGAAGAGGCAAAAUCCCACAGCCCGCAGGCACCGUCACCAUUUCACAUACCAAUACACACACACAGACAUACAUACAUACAUAUAUACAUACAUACAUACGGAGGAAGGGGCAUGGAGGGGACGAGCAGUCAGACGGAAAAAGGACAGUGGGAAGCCUGUUUUCCCAAGCCUGCAUCAGCCAACGGCAAGAGACUGUCGCUGUCUCCGAAGAAGACGAACGUCCAGUCCUGUCUCUCGGCAACGACUCAAGGAGGACAAGUUGGUACCGGCCUGUCGGGCGGUCGUGAUGGAUUGGGCCAUAACUCAUAG